AUGGUCGCGACUACAUCUGUUUCAGCCAUGAUUGUGGCUGUCACUACAUUAAUUGACUACGCUCAGGCUCACGGCUACAUUGCUAAGCCUCCUCCUACAUGGAAGAGCAAGGAGACAAACAAAUGGGUUGUCGAAAUUAAGCCUUUAUGGGACGGACCGUGGGACAAAUCUAAGGGCGACGAGGGCCUUUUGUCCACAUUCAAGGAGCUGGCGGCAAAGAACAACUACAAGAACGUUCGGACAUUGAUGGACGGUAACCCCGCGUUCGGUGAGGAUUGUGGUUUUACAGAUCCCAAGGGCAAACCUGUUGAUCCUCCAUCAGAUGGCACGGCCACCUUCUCCCGUGGUAUCGUACACGCUGGUCCGUGUGAACUUUGGUGCAAUGACAAGAUGAUCCUUCAGAACGAUGACUGCCAAUCAGCUUACGGCGAUGGCACGCAGCAAACAAUUACUGUCUUCAAACCCGUAAAGUACUCAUUAUGUCCUUCAGGUGGUGGCCUGCUUCGAUUCUACUGGCUCGCUUUGCAACGUCUCCAAGGCAAAGUGGUGUGGCAGGCAUACAAGAAUUGUAUACCUUUGACGGGUCCUGGUAGUGGUGGUGGUGAUUCCAAUGCUGGGAAAGACUCUUACGGUGACUCGGACCCCACCCAAACGCCAUAUGAAGAGGAUCCUACGCAAGUCUCUCCAACUCCUAAUAAUGACUCCAAGUCUCCCUCGAGUGAAUCGCCCCAAGUUGCUCCUGCGCCGCCUCCAAAGAGCAAAUGCAAAGGUGCUCGCCGUCGCGACUAG
Molecule: messenger RNA, 789 nt
Organism: Plasmopara halstedii
Lineage: Eukaryota; Oomycota; Peronosporomycetes; Peronosporales; Peronosporaceae
Exons: 1
Coding region: 1-789 (262 amino acids)
Source: RefSeq, a predicted model, not a curated record